Molecule: messenger RNA, 3733 nt
Organism: Rhinolophus ferrumequinum (greater horseshoe bat)
Lineage: Eukaryota; Metazoa; Chordata; Mammalia; Chiroptera; Rhinolophidae
Gene: FGA
Product: fibrinogen alpha chain
Exons: 6
Coding region: 74-2431 (785 amino acids)
Biological process (GO): blood coagulation; blood coagulation, common pathway; platelet activation
Cellular component (GO): fibrinogen complex
Molecular function (GO): extracellular matrix structural constituent; signaling receptor binding
Source: RefSeq, a predicted model, not a curated record
CCUGGGAGUUGACACAAUCCUCUUUUCUUGCAGCUGGAUUGCUGCUCAUGAGCCAGUCCCACCCACAGAAAAGAUGUUUUCCAUGAGGAUCUUCUGCUUGGUCCUGAGUGUGGUGGGAACAGUUUGGUCUGGAGAGACCCAAGAAGGUGAAUUUCUAGCUGAAGGAGGAGGUGUGCGUGGCCCCAGACUUGGGGAAAGACAGCAAUCUGCCUGCAGAGAGAGAGACUGGCCCUUCUGCUCUGAUGACGACUGGAACCAAAAAUGCCCUUCUGGCUGCAGGAUGAAAGGGUUGAUCGAUGAAGUCAAUCAAGAUUUUACAAACAGAAUAAAUAAGCUCAAAAAUUCACUAUUUGAAUAUCAGAAGAACAAUAAGGACUCUAAUUCAGUGACCAGAAAUAUAAUGGAAAUUUUGAGAGGGGAUUUUGCCAGCGGUAAUCACAAUGAUAAUAUAUAUAGCCAAGUGUCAGAAGAUCUGAGAAACAGAAUUGAGGUCUUGAAGCGCAAAGUCACAGAACAAGUACAGCAUAUCCAGCUUCUGCAGAAAAAUGUCAGGAAUCAGCUGGUAGAUAUGAAACGACUGGAGGUGGACAUUGAUAUUAAGAUCCGAUCUUGCAAAGGGUCAUGCAGUAGGGCUAUAUCACGUGAGAUAGAGCUAGUGGACUAUGAAGAUCAGCAGAAGCAACUUGAACAGGUCAUUGCCAAAGAUUUACUUCCCUCUAGAGAAAAGCAGUACUUACCAGUGUUAAAAAUGAACCCCACUUCGGCGUUUGUUCCCGGAGAGUUCAAGAGUCAGCUUCAGAAGUCCUCUCCAGAGUGGAAAACACUAACGGAAUUGCGGCAGACCAAAAUGGUGUUAGAGAAGUCUGGUCCUGCUGGAGAUGUUCGAGGAGACUCUGCAUCUCACGGAACAGGAUCAGCACCUGAAAACCCCAGGAACCCCGGACCUGGUAGUACUGGAAAUCGGAAGCCUGGGAGCUCUAGACCUGGUGGUGGUGGGCCUGGAAGUUUUAGGCCAGAGAGCUCAGGGCAUGGAAACACCAGGCCUACCAACCCAGACUGGGGCACAUUUGAAGAGGUUUCAGGAAGCACAAGUCUAGGGACAAAAAAAGAGUACCCAACAGGUAAACUGGUAUCUUCUGAGGGAAGUAAAGAACUUCUGAUUGCUGAUGAGAAGGUCAUCUCUGGUAGACCAACAUCCAGUCGUCAUUCAUGUUCUAAAACCAUUACUAAGAUUAUUGUAGGUGCUGAUGGUCGCGAACAAGUGACCAAAGAAGUGGUAACUUCUGAAGAUGGUUCUGACUGUGGUGGCAUACCUGAUUUAGACUCGUUCCAUACUUUGUCCGGCAAGGGUAGCCUAGAUGAUUUCCGUCGUAGGCACCCUGAUGAUGCUGCUUUCUUUGGCCUUGACUCAACUGGAAAAGCAUUCUCUGAGUUCAGGGAGUCUGACCGUAGGACCCAGUCUAUGGGCUCAGCAUCUGACAGGAACACAGACUUAAGGGACAUCAGCUCUCACCACUAUGGUGUACCUGAGCUCCCUCCCAGUGGUAAAACUUCAAGGCACAGCAAAAUUGUAACCAGUAGCAUGACUUCCAGCAAAGGAGACUCCACAUAUGAAAGCAAGAUCUAUAGAAUGGGAGAGGAGGCUGGAAGUGAAGCACAUCUUGACAUCAGAGAAGCGCAAACCACCAAGAAAAGUCGUGCUAAAGCUCGCCCUGCCAGAGACUGUGAUGAUGUCCUCCAAACACAUCCUUCAGGUGCCCAAAGUGGCAUAUUCAAUAUCAAGCUACCGGGAUCCAGUAAGAUUUUUUCUGUUUAUUGCGAUCAAGAGACCGGUUUGGGAGGAUGGCUUUUGAUCCAGCAAAGAAUGAAUGGAUCACUGAAUUUUAACCGGACGUGGCAAGACUACAAGAGAGGUUUCGGCAGCCUGGAUGACAAGGGGGAAGGAGAAUUCUGGCUAGGCAACGAGUACAUCCACUUACUAACCCUGAGGGGCUCUGUCCUUCGGAUUGAAUUAGAGGACUGCGCUGGGAACCAGGUUUACGCAGAAUAUCGCUUGAGGGUAGGCUCAGAGGCAGAAGGCUAUGCCCUGCACGUUUCCUCCUAUGAGGGCACUGCGGGUGAUGCUCUGAUACAGGGUUCUGUAGAGGAGGGGACAGAGUACACUUCUCACGCUGGCAUGCAGUUCAGCACCUUUGACAGGGAUGCAGACCAGUGGGAAGAGAACUGUGCGGAAGUCUAUGGAGGAGGCUGGUGGUACAACAACUGCCAAGCGGCCAACCUCAAUGGCAUCUAUUACCCUGGGGGCUUCUAUGACCCAAGGAAUAACAGUCCUUAUGAGAUUGAAAAUGGAGUGAUCUGGGGCCCCUUCAGAGGAGCAGAUUAUUCCCUCAGGGCUGUUCGCAUGAAAAUCAGGCCCUUUGUGACCCAGUAGGCUGAAAGAGUGGAAGUGAGAGCAUUUGGGUUUUUGUUUGUUUGUCUAGUGAAGUGAAGGAAAAACAAGGAAGACAAAAAAAUUACCGAAAAAAUUACCAGGUGCUAUUUUAUUAUUCUUUGUACUGUAGUUAAAUGUAACUGAGAUAUAUUAGUGCUUUAAAAAAUAAAGUUAUAUGGGUGGUUUUUGUAAUCUUUAAAAUAGCUCUGUGAGUUUUAAAAUUCCUAUAAAGAUACACCAAGGGACAUUCAGUACACCAGGACGAGAGAGGCAGAUAAAAGCUCCUCUCUGCAGUUCUUAAGGGUGUUGUUUUCAGAACUUCCCUUCCCACACCAUUCAAAGUCAUAGGGCAUUGUAAAGUAAAUAAGUUAUUUUAUCCAUUCUAUUUGAAUGAUUUUAAACCAAUAUUUAAGUUGCAAAGCACUAAGAUGAACAAUGGCUGGCUUUUGUAGAUGAAUUUACGAACUAUUUUUAUCUCUUGGCAAGCAAAUUCAGAAAGGCAGGGGAAGCAUGUUUUUUUCUUAAUAGAAAUAGAAACCUAUUCCUAAGUCUUCCAAUGAAGACCACAAUGCACACUUAAUUUUCCCCCCAGAGUCUAACCAAUUUCUUUCAAAAAUACCUGGAAAAAAAUGAAUUUAAAAUUUUUUCAAUAUUUACAAGUAUUCCCCAAACAGAUGGCAUUUACACAUUGAUAAAUAAUCCCCACAGCAAUCAUUGCACUUCAUUUUGUAUCAAUCAUAAAGUAUAGUCUGUGAUACAUUAGUUGUUAUUAAAGACGUUUGUUUGAAAGCAUCUCACUAAAUAUGAUCUAUACUACAUGCAUACAUUUAACACAUUUACAUUGGUCAGUAUUUUAUUUUGAUCUAAGUUGCAUCUUUGAUUUUUGUGACCUUGUCUCCUGCUUCCAGGUUUUAACUUACAUUCUCUUCUGGUGAGAACAACUUGCCAUUUACCCUUGAAAACGUAUUGAAACAUCCCAAGCACAUUGGGAUCCCAGUACAUUGCCUUCUCUUGCAUAGUUUCUAUUCCAAUGUAACUGGAUCUUUUCUCCUCGGAAGGAUAGAAAGAAGAGAGGGAGGGAGGAAAAGAGGAAGGGGGCUAGGACUAAGUACCAGAACCCAAGGAGCAGAGGGAAGGUGAGCAUAAGAGCUUGCCAGUGAGUCACACGUGAAGCCCCAGUAUUCUUGCAUUUCCUCACGUGCAGUUAAAAAUUCUGGGUACAAAUAAGUGAUAUACCUUCAACUCUUUGGAUACUUGGAUAGGAACUUCUUCAGAAUUAAAAGAAGUUUCAUUUAUUUUAGA